This is a messenger RNA of Necator americanus (New World hookworm), 600 nucleotides long. RefSeq lists its product as uncharacterized. Gene Ontology annotation, cellular component: motile cilium; ciliary basal body. The record is from RefSeq and is a predicted model, not a curated record. Bases 1 to 600 code for a protein of 199 amino acids. NCBI's taxonomy places the organism in Eukaryota, Metazoa, Nematoda, Chromadorea, Rhabditida, Ancylostomatidae. The transcript is spliced from 4 exons. Gene Ontology annotation, biological process: positive regulation of cell motility; cilium assembly; regulation of cilium beat frequency involved in ciliary motility.
AUGUUCCAUAACACAUUCCAAAGUGGACUAUUAUCUGUUCUGUACAGCGUUGGCAGCAAUCCACUGCAGCUUUGGGACAAACAGGUUAAAAACGGUCAUAUAAAGCGGGUCACAGACGAUGAAAUUCAAUCAUUGAUUAUUGAGAUUAUCGGAGCCAACGUAAGCACUUCCUACAUAUCAUGUCCACAUGAUCCAAAGAAAACAUUGGGGAUAAAAUUGCCAUAUUUCGUUAUGGUUGUGAAGAACCUAAAGAAAUACUUUACUUUUGAAGUACAGAUCUUGGACGAUAAAGGAGUCAAACGACGUUUCCGUGCGUCAAAUUAUCAGUCGAGUACACGAGUUAAACCAUUUAUCUGCACAAUGCCUAUGCGACUCGAUGAAGGGUGGAACCAAAUCCAGUUCAACCUCGCAGACUUCACGAAACGUGCAUAUGGGACGAACUACGUAGAGACAUUGAGAAUCCAAGUGCAUGCUAACUGUAGGCUUCGUCGGAUCUAUUUCGCUGAUCGUUUAUAUGCAGAGGACGAGUUGCCCGCCGAAUUCAAAUUAUAUCUUCCAAUAAGAGGGCGGUCAACUUUGCCGAUGAGUGUGAGCGUCUGA